Molecule: messenger RNA, 2641 nt
Organism: Microplitis mediator
Lineage: Eukaryota; Metazoa; Arthropoda; Insecta; Hymenoptera; Braconidae
Gene: ACOX1
Product: probable peroxisomal acyl-coenzyme A oxidase 1
Exons: 10
Coding region: 269-2269 (666 amino acids)
Biological process (GO): fatty acid beta-oxidation using acyl-CoA oxidase; lipid homeostasis
Cellular component (GO): peroxisome
Molecular function (GO): FAD binding; fatty acid binding; acyl-CoA oxidase activity
Source: RefSeq, a predicted model, not a curated record
AAACCUAGCGAUUGGUGAAACUAAAACGUGAUCAGUCAUCAGUCGUCUGUGCGACUGUAAUGUUGAUUGCAAGUACUCGUUUCAAAUGUUACUUACAGUGAAAACAAAGUGAAAGUAAUUUUUUUUAAAUUUCAUUCAAAAGUUUCUACUUUUUUUUAAAAAAUCAAUUAAAUGGAAAAUAAAAGUUUAAAAUAAGAGUUUUCUUGACAGAUUGUAAAUUUGAAUUUAAACACUUGUCAUUUUUUGUUAUUUAAAAAAUUAUCACAAUAUGACAGAAGUCAACAAAGAUUUACAACGUGAAAGAAAUAAUUGCACAUUCAAACCAAUCGAACUGACGCAUUUACUCGAUGGAAGUCCGGAAAAAACUGCAGUACGUCGUGAACGAGAGGACUAUUUUCUAAGUGACCCAGAGUUAAAAGAUAAAAUCCCUAAUAGUUACUGUAGUCAUAAAGAACUUUACGAAGAUGCCAUUAGAAAAGGUUGUAUCUUAUUACGAAAAAUUAAAUAUUUACAAGAACAGGGCAAAGGAGAAAUCGAUAUGUAUUCACAAGUAUUAGGAGGUAUGUUAGGAGCAGCGCUAAUUCAAAAUGGUAAUCCAUUAGUACUUCAUUAUGUAAUGUUUAUACCGACAAUUAUGGGACAAGGUACUAUUGAACAACAGGGUUAUUGGAUCAGUCGCGCAUGGUCAUGUAAUAUAAUUGGUACCUACGCACAGACUGAAUUAGGGCAUGGAACGUUUAUUAGAGGAUUAGAAACAACGGCAACUUAUGAUCCAGAUACUAAAGAAUUUAUAUUAAAUAGUCCGACACGUACUUCUUAUAAAUGGUGGCCUGGUGGUCUCGGUCAUACAGCAAAUUACGCAGUUGUUGUUGCACAAUUGUAUACACAAGGUAUUUGCCGAGGGAUUCAUCCUUUUAUUGUUCAAUUGAGAGAUGAAGAAACACAUGAGCCUUUAUCUGGCAUAAAAAUCGGUGAAAUUGGUACAAAGUUAGGAAUGAACAGUACCAACAAUGGCUUCCUGGGUUUCAAUGAGGUCAGAAUACCUCGGGAAAACAUGUUAAUGAAAAACGCACAAGUGCUUGAAGACGGAACUUAUGUGAAGCCAGCAACAGAUAAACUCACUUACGGUACAAUGAUGUUUGUUCGCGUGUUAUUAGUACGCGAUACUGCUAGAUAUUUAUCGAAAGCCGUUACGAUCGCUAUUCGUUACAGUGCUGUACGUAGGCAGAGUCAAAUAAAACCAGAUGCAGGCGAAUGUCAAAUAAUAGACUUUGUAACCCAACAAUACAAAUUAUUCCCACACUUGGCCUCAUGUUUUUCAUUUGUAUUAUCCGCUGACUGGAUAUGGGAAAUGUAUAAUAAUGUAUCCGCUGAAUUACAUCAUGGAGAAUUAGAAAGAUUACCUGAGUUGCAUGCAUUAACCUGCUGUUUAAAAGCAGUUGCGUCCUCGGAUGCAGCUAUGGGAGUUGAACAAUUACGUUUAGCUUGCGGUGGUCAUGGAUACAUGGACUCUAGUAAUUUACCCGCGACGUACAGUUUAGUAACGGCUAUUUGUACGUACGAAGGUGAAAAUACCGUUAUGUUAUUACAGACCGCACGUUAUCUUGUAAAAGCUUGUAAGCAAGCACUUGCUGGUGAUCCACUCACACCGACUGUUAGAUAUUUAUCUGUAUUGUCAAAGGGCGGCAAGCGACGUCCGUGGAAAAAUACAUUGACUUGUAUUAUUGUCGCGCAUCAAGCUGCUGCAGCUGGUAAAAUUCGAACGGCAACUGAUAAUAUUGAUAGGAGAAUACGCCAGGGUGAAAGUCCUGAAGAUGCGUGGAAUCAUACGAGUAUUGAAUUGGUACAGGCUGCGGAAGCGCACUGCCGUUCAUUUUUAGUUUUGAGAUUCGCUGAAUGGGUCAAAAGUUUGACAAAUGUCUCUAAAGAAUUACAUGACGUCUUGAAACAGUUGUGUGAAAUGUACGCCGUUUACUGGGUCCUACAACGACUUGGUGAUUUUCUGAGGUUCUCAUGCUUAAAAGCAGAAGACGUACCAGCGCUUCAAAAACGUCUCGAAGAUCUAUUUCAGUUAAUAAGAGUAAAUGCCGUGGGCUUAGUUGACGCAUUUGACAUCAGGGAUGAAAUAUUGGGCUCUACUCUCGGUGCUUAUGACGGCAACGUUUACGAAAGGUUAUUCACCGAAGCUAUGAAGUCUCCCCUAAACCAAGAGAGUGUCAAUAAAUCAUUUAAUUUAUAUCUCAAGCCCUUGCUGAAGAGUAAUUUAUAAAAAAAUAAAAUAAGUUCUUAAUUAAUUGUUACUAAGUACCACCCGAAUACUUAAAGAAGACGUCGGACCGGCAGACUGAGGCCGGGAUUCGCACGCGGGAGACCAGGGUUCGAAUCUCGGUCAUGUCAAGUGAUUUUUGAAUACAAAAAUUUACACCAACACUAAUACCCAUGCCACAAAUAAUAAUUAUUAUUAUUAUUACCCAAAUACUCUAUAUUUUAAUAGUGCCUUUUAAUUAUGGUGGAAAAUGUUAUACAAUUUAAAAAAAUAUAUACUGUUUUAAAUAAUUACUAAUACAAUGUUGCUCAAAUGUUAAAAGUUACAAAUUUUUAUAAUUGUUUAUUGAUUGAAAAUAAAAAUUAUUAAUUAGAA